Notolabrus celidotus (New Zealand spotty) is the source of this 1443-nucleotide messenger RNA. RefSeq names its product ammonium transporter Rh type B-like. NCBI's taxonomy places the organism in Eukaryota, Metazoa, Chordata, Actinopteri, Labriformes, Labridae. The record is from RefSeq and is a predicted model, not a curated record. Gene Ontology annotation, molecular function: ammonium channel activity. Bases 1 to 1443 code for a protein of 480 amino acids. The transcript has a single exon. Gene Ontology annotation, biological process: ammonium homeostasis; ammonium transmembrane transport. Gene Ontology annotation, cellular component: plasma membrane.
AUGAGUGCGUCUAUAAGUCUGAAGGUGCGCCUACCAGUGCUGGUACUAGUGCUGGAGGUUGCCAUUUUAGCUCUUUAUGCUGUGUUUGUCACUUAUGACGACAAUGCAAACGCUAAGCUGCAAAACAACAUGACAAACCCAAUGGAGAACUCCCUGUAUCGGGACUAUCCCUACUUCGCAGAUGUGCAGGUGAUGAUCUUCGUUGGCUUCGGCUGCUUGCUGGCCUUCUUCAGAUUCUACGGCUUCAGUGGGAUGGUCUUCAACUUCCUUACUGCUACAUUUGCAAUCCAGUGGGCCAUCCUGAUGCAAGGCUUCUUCCAGUUUUAUAGUGACGGUAAAAUCCACCUGGGAGUCAUCAAUCUUUUGAAUGCAGAGUUUGCCUGUGCUGUGGUCCUCAUCUCUUUUGGAGCCGUACUUGGGAAGACUAGUCCAGUACAGCUGCUGGUCAUGGCUCUGCUGGAGGUCCCAAUCUUUGCUGUGACAGAGUGGGCUGUGUUGAAAUACAUCAGGAUCAAUGAUGCAGGUGGUUCUAUUCUAAUUCACUUGUUUGCUUGCUACUUUGGACUAGGGGCUACAUUUGUGCUGUAUCGCCCUAGCCUGAAUAAGGGCCACCCUAAAGAGAUCACCAGUUAUCACUCUGACAUUCUUUCUGUAAUGGGGACCCUGUUUCUUUGGGUGUUCUGGCCUUCAUUCAACUCUGCUUUGACCCUUAAGGGUGACGAUCAACACAGGGCCAUACUCCACACUUUUAUCGGUCUAAGCUCAUCCACAAUGACCGCCUUCGCUCUUUCUGCAGUGUUCAACAAGAAGGGCAAGAUCACGAUGGCUGAUGUUCAGAAUGUGACUCUGGCAGGUGGUGUGACAGUUGGGGCUUCUGUGGACAUGAUGAUUUCCCCUGCAGCGGCAUACGCUCUGGGCAUCAUGGGCUGUACAGCAUGUUUCUUAGGAUAUAAGUACCUCACCCCUUUCAUGGCCCGAAAACUAAGGAUCCAAGACCAGUGUGGUAUUCACAACCUGCAUGGGCUCACUGGACUCAUAUCCUCCACAGCAGGGAUCUGUGCCAUCCUCCUGGCCACCGAGGAAACCUACGGGCCUAGCAUGUACCAGAUAUUCUCCCAUCGUGCUCCACCUGAGGGGGAUCCAAAGCUGCUGGAGCUGCAGAUGCAGAUCCCAGGGUUGAAACCAGGUCUGGGUCGCACAGCACAGGAACAAGCUCUCUACCAGUUGGCAGCUAUCUUCACCACCAUCGCAGCUUCUGCAGUCGGUGGGCUGAUCACAGGCUUUGUCAUGAACCUGUCCUUCAUGGCGUCCCCAUCUGAUAAGGACUGCUUUGAUGAUGAGGUUUUCUUUGACGUACCUGCUGACUUUGAGAGAUUAGACGAUCUGGAGAUCCCCAUAGACUUUGAUUUAAAAGAAAAAGUGAGCUCUGACAUCAAAGGCUGA